AUGGUAUUUAUCUCUUCCCUUUCUCGUCAAUUGCGACGGCCCGCGACCCAACUCUUUACUUCCGGCAUUAAGCCUGCUGUUGCCACCGGGUCCUUCGCGCCGGCCUUUGCCAAUGCUCGUACGCUGACCGCAUCUGCCAAACUUCAGGGCAAGGUUCUUUUGGUUCUCUACGACGGUGGUGAGCACUCUAAGCAGCAGCCUAAGCUGCUCGGUACCACCGAGAAUGAGCUUGGUAUUCGCAAGUGGCUCGAGGAUCAGGGCCACACUCUGGUCACCACCUCUGACAAGGAGGGUGAGGACUCUACCUUCGACAAGGAGCUUGUCGAUGCCGAGGUCAUCAUCACCACUCCCUUCCACCCCGGUUACCUUACUGCUGAGCGCCUCGCCAAGGCCAAGAAGCUCAAGCUCGCUGUCACUGCCGGUAUUGGUUCUGACCACGUUGACCUGAACGCUGCCAACAAGACCAACGGCGGUAUCACUGUUGCCGAGGUUACUGGCUCCAACGUCGUCUCUGUUGCUGAGCACGUUAUCAUGACCAUCCUCACUCUGGUCCGCAACUUCGUCCCCGCCCACGACCAGAUCCGCAACGGUGAGUGGAACGUCGCCGCUGUCGCCAAGAACGAGUACGACCUCGAGGGCAAGGUUGUCGGUACCGUUGCCGUCGGCCGUAUCGGUGAGCGUGUCCUCCGCCGCCUGAAGCCCUUUGACUGCAAGGAGCUUCUUUACUACGACUACCAGCCCCUGUCCCCCGAGGUUGAGAAGGAGAUCGGCUGUCGCCGUGUUGAGAGCCUCGAGGAGAUGCUCGCUCAGUGUGAUGUUGUCACCAUCAACUGCCCUCUCCACGAGCAGACCCGCGGUCUGUUCAACAAAGAGCUCAUCUCCAAGAUGAAGCCCGGUGCUUGGCUCGUCAACACCGCCCGUGGCGCUAUCGUCGUCAAGGAGGAUGUCGCUGAGGCCCUCAAGUCUGGCCACCUCCGCGGCUACGGUGGUGAUGUCUGGUUCCCCCAGCCCGCCCCCAAGGACCACCCUCUCCGCUAUGCUGAGCACCCCUGGGGCGGCGGUAACGCCAUGGUUCCCCACAUGUCUGGUACCUCCAUCGAUGCUCAGGUCCGCUACGCCGAGGGCACCAAGAACAUCCUGGAAAGCUACUUCUCCGGCCGUGAGGAUUACCGCCCUCAGGACCUGAUCGUCCACAAGGGUGACUACGCCACCAAGGCCUACGGUCAGCGCAAGUAA
Penicillium maclennaniae is the source of this 1236-nucleotide messenger RNA. It is a transcript of the gene fdh, whose product is annotated as formate dehydrogenase (NAD+) FDH1. The transcript has a single exon. The coding region runs from base 1 to 1236 and encodes 411 amino acids. The record is from RefSeq and is a predicted model, not a curated record. NCBI's taxonomy places the organism in Eukaryota, Fungi, Ascomycota, Eurotiomycetes, Eurotiales, Aspergillaceae. Gene Ontology annotation, molecular function: oxidoreductase activity, acting on the CH-OH group of donors, NAD or NADP as acceptor; NAD binding; formate dehydrogenase (NAD+) activity. Gene Ontology annotation, cellular component: cytosol.